Molecule: messenger RNA, 2533 nt
Organism: Cloeon dipterum
Lineage: Eukaryota; Metazoa; Arthropoda; Insecta; Ephemeroptera; Baetidae
Gene: Pgant35A
Product: polypeptide N-acetylgalactosaminyltransferase 35A
Exons: 11
Coding region: 255-2129 (624 amino acids)
Biological process (GO): protein O-linked glycosylation; regulation of Notch signaling pathway
Cellular component (GO): Golgi apparatus
Molecular function (GO): polypeptide N-acetylgalactosaminyltransferase activity; Notch binding
Source: RefSeq, a predicted model, not a curated record
AUCUUGGUCUCCGGUCUCCGUGUUGACGGUAGCUGCAGAAGAGAAACUCUCUCACCUGUCAAUCGUCUGAACUUCUUGCCAGUUUGCUAUUCUUAGCCUUAAAUUUUGAACUUUUUGCUCAGCCAUAGAAAUUAAUUGAUUAUUCUGUUUUUACCAUGGAAGAAACUAAAUAAUAAUCUGAGAUGGUUUUUACGACGACGACCUAGAAGCGGUUUUUUUUAGUAUUUUUCAAGAUAUGAAUUUGACCAACUAAAAUGAGAUCGAAUAUAACAGUUAAAAUCGUAGGUGGACCACGAAAAUGCAACUCGUUCCUGCUCGGCGUGGUGUUCGCCAGUGUGACAUGGACAGUGAUUAUAAUUUUGUACUCCCGACUCGUAAAAGAAAGCAAUCUCAACUCUGACCGACUGUCACCACAGCCUUCCUCUUUGAUGGUGGUCCACGAGUUCCUCCCCAAAGAUGCGCAUAACAAAGGCAACGUCGAAGGAGAAGACAAACAUCAGAAAAUGCUGGCGCAGUUGCAGCCCAAAAAACUGGAAAAUGAAAUCGGCAUGGUACGCUCUCUCGAAGAGCAGCGAAUUCGAGACCAGGGCUACAAAAAUCACGCAUUCAACACGCUGGUCAGCCACAAACUGGGAUACCAUAGAGAAAUUCCAGACACUCGAAACGCUUUGUGUGCCGACCAGAAAUAUCCUGAUGAACUUCCGUCUGCGUCGAUCGUAAUUUGCUUCUUUAACGAGGACCUGCACACACUCCUUAGAUCGGUCCACUCAGUCAUUGACAGAUCUCCGAAAAAGCUGAUCCACGAAAUUAUUUUGGUGGAUGAUAACAGUAAUUUAGAUAAUAUUCACCAUGAAGUUGAAGCUUACUGCAAGGAACACUUGCCAAUUGUAAUGGUUGUCAAAACGCCUAGGCGGGAAGGGUUGAUCAGGGCCAGGAUGUUUGGUGCGAAAAAGGCAUCCGGAGAUGUGUUGGUAUUCCUCGACAGCCAUAUCGAGGUGAAUCGAGACUGGCUGCUGCCGCUACUGUCGCGAAUCCAAGAAGACCCAAAGUCGGUGGUCACCCCAAUCAUUGACAUCAUCAAUGCUGACACAUUCCAGUACACUCCAUCCCCACUAGUCAGAGGCGGAUUCAACUGGGGCUUGCACUUCAAGUGGGAAAAUGUGCCUCAGUGGAAUCUAGAGAACGCAGCUGAUUUUGUCAAACCCAUAAAGUCACCCACAAUGGCAGGAGGCCUGUUUGCGAUGAAACGGGAAUACUUUGAAGAACUGGGCGCCUACGACUCUGGAAUGAAUAUUUGGGGUGGAGAAAACUUGGAACUGUCAUUUAGGGUUUGGAUGUGCGGUGGUCAUUUGGAAAUCAUGCCUUGCUCCAGGGUUGGGCAUGUGUUUCGAAGGCGCAGGCCCUAUGGCGCUCCGGACGGAGAGGACACGAUGACCAGAAACUCAUUGAGAGUAGCUCAUGUUUGGAUGGAUGAGUACAAGGACUACUUCUUCAAAGUUCGUCCUGAUGCACGACAUUUAUCAUACGGGGACAUCUCCUUAAGGCUCAAGCUGCGCGAAAAUCUGCAAUGCAAGUCUUUUGACUGGUACCUCAAGAACGUGUACCCAGAGCUGUCCCUGCCCUCUUCAGAGAAGGAAUCCAACCGACUGAAGAACAAGUGGCAAGCUCUAGACCCCGGCGGCAAAAAGAAGUUCCAGCCCUGGCACGCAAGGCAGAGAAACUAUAUCAGUCAAUAUCAGAUCAGACUCACUGGCUCCAACCUUUGUGUGCAGAGUGAAAAAGACGUGAAAACUAAAGGCUCCUACUUAAACCUUCAGCCAUGCUUGCGAGUGAAAUCUCAGAUGUGGUAUGAGACUGAUCGGCAUGAGCUCGUUUUGGCCCAAUUGCUGUGCUUGGACGGCACUGGAGACACACCCCGUCUGUCCAAGUGCCAUGAGAUGGGCGGACUGCAAGAAUGGCAGCAUCCUGGAAAGGUGGAAACAGCUAUCUACAACAUGGCAGCUGGCACUUGCCUAGGCUCGGACGACCCCUCCAAGGGCAACAGGGUGACAAUGGAGCUGUGCACCAAGCCGACCGCGGCCAAGUGGGACCUGGUGGUGGCGAGGAAGGCGCUCGAGCAAACCCCCUGACUGUGAUUGUUAAAUCUCUUUUAUUGUCUUCAUUUCGUUGCCAUAAAUCUUUGGCUGACUUUCCACUCCAACGAUACAAUUACUAAGUACAAAACUAUAUAGAGCAAAGGUGGGAAUAUGUGUUAGAUGAAAAUUUCAACAGAUGUCUUAGCGAUUAGUCCAAUCAGAUCGCAGCUCUGUGACUGCAUACUCAAUCAGAAUUAAUCAAGAAUCUUAUGCUCAAAACUUGAUCCAUAUGUAUAGUGUGAUCUUGAACCAUGCAUUUUUUCUCCAAACAGAUGAAUCUCUUGACAGCUGACAGCUACAUCGUUGUUAAUGCCCUGUUGUAACUUUUUUAAUGAUUAUUAUUUUGUUUUAUUGUUAACGAUUUAAUUGAUGCAUUAAAUCAUUGCCAUCAGAACCCA